This is a messenger RNA of Sycon ciliatum, 2424 nucleotides long. Its product is annotated as DNA polymerase delta subunit 3-like. The transcript has 20 exons. Gene Ontology annotation, biological process: DNA replication; DNA strand elongation involved in DNA replication; DNA synthesis involved in UV-damage excision repair. Bases 170 to 1996 code for a protein of 608 amino acids. Gene Ontology annotation, molecular function: DNA-directed DNA polymerase activity. The record is from RefSeq and is a predicted model, not a curated record. Gene Ontology annotation, cellular component: delta DNA polymerase complex; nucleus. NCBI's taxonomy places the organism in Eukaryota, Metazoa, Porifera, Calcarea, Leucosolenida, Sycettidae.
GUGGAACAUUUAUGGAAUGAUUGGGGCACUAGCACUACUAUACCAUUUUCAAGUUCCAGACUAGUCCCUGCCUCCUUCUUGUAUCCACUUCUUAGUAGUUCAGCACUGCCAUUAGAUGUCCAAAAUAUCAUAGUCCUGGAAAUUCUCAAUUGAGUAUUCACAGACAAAGAUGUCGCUGUCUACGAACUGCUUGGAGAAACUGGAAGAAUUCGUCAAUGACGAAAAUAGAAUUGUAACAUACAAGUGGUUCAGUCAAAGAACGGGUAUCAGCGUCAACUCUGCUAAACAGGCACUUUCCCUUUUCGUAGAGCACUGCCGCAAUGGCAAGGUAUCCUUUACUGUCAACACGUCACAUCUUGUCAUUGGUGCGGAGACAAAAUCCAAUGGCCGAAAGGUGACCCAUGUGUGUGUGGUGGAUGAGGACCAAGUGGAAGCUGUCAAGUCAAGCCUAAAGGCGCCGUGCACAUCACAUAUCUACAGUGUGCAGAAAGCCAAAAUCAAGGAUUCCAGUGCACUGUAUACUGCAGAUGUUGAGCAACGCAACGAGAAAUGGCGGUCCAGCAAUAAAUACAGCGCCAUCUGUUGCCCAUUGGCCGUGCCUGGUGCUGCUGCACCAGCCGGCACAACACCGGCAGCAAAGACAUCGGCAGCAAAGACACCGGCUAAGCAAUCUGCACCCGAGAUCAAGGCCGAGGUCAAGACUACGGCCGCGUCCACAUCAGCUGUGGGUACUGCAGACAACAGUCAGUCAUCCAGUAAACAUGAAGCACCUGCUGCGCAAGCCAGUGCGGGAGGAAAGGCUGGUGCGGGCGCAGGCAAAGGAAAGCCUGCGCGAGGAAAGCAGCCGUCAGCCGCCAGUUUCUUUGGUGCAGCGAAUACCAAGAAGAGCACGCCAAAGGCUCCAACAGAGGAGGCGAAAAAUGUGUCGAAUGAUGACGCAGCUGCUGUGAAAUCUGAAAAGAAAACGAGCGCAGGGGAGGAUGCAGAGAAGGUGAAAACCGAGACGAAAAGCACAAAGACGGCGGCCGAGAAGAAGACUUCCUUCUUCGGUGAACGACUUCCAAAGAAAAAACCUACAGAGGAGAAAGAGAGUGUGUUGGAAGAAAGCUCUGAAGCAAAGACCGCUGCAUGUGACAGUGCAGAGACCACUGCGCCACCCAGUGCAGACAAAGGCAAGCAGGAACAGAAAGCACCAGUGGUGAAGAGAGGCUUGGCAAGGGCUAAGACUGCUCGUGCCAAGAAAUCCCAAAGUGAAGAUGUGGCCGUGUACUCGGAUGAGGCAGAGGCAGAGGCAGAGGCAGAGGCACCAGCUGCCACCACCUUCAGCAGUGACUUGUUUGAUGCCGAGUGUGAUUCAGAUGAUGACAACACACCGCCAGUCACCAGGUCGUCGCCUAGGAAAAAGCAACCUGCUGCAAAGGCCAAGAAGGCUGCUCCGGACUUGUCAGAUCUGUACGAUGCAGAGGAUGAUUCCGACAUGGAGACCAAGCCAGCGAAGAAGACGAGAGGAAGACCAAAGAAGGUUCAGCCGAAGGAGACUAAGACUGAAAGCAAGUCAAAGAAGCCCUCUGGCACCAAAGGUACUCAAUCGACAUUGAAGCGAGUUCAUAUGGACGACGAUGAAGAGGAUACCAAAGACGUCAAUGAUGCAGCAACAUCUGAAGAGCCAGCCAAGGCCCCAGAGCCGCCCGUGCCUCAGGGUCCUCGGCGGAAACGUGUGAAGAAGAUGGUGACGAAAACGCAUGUCAAUGAGGCUGGUGAAUUUGUGACGGAGAAAGUCUAUGAAACUGACUCUACCGACGCCAGUGAUGUGGAAGUUGCACCUGUUGCCAAGCGUGUCAAGCUUGCCACUCCGAGCACAACAGAUACCGUUCAGACAAAGCUAGGAUCAGCUCCAGCAGCGGCUAGUAAAGGUGGAAAGAAGGCCGACACGAAGAAAGCCGCAGCUGCUGGCAAGGGCAAGCAGUCUAGCCUGAUGAGCUUUUUCAAGAAAUAGGAUAUCAUCACUGCAGCGGGUGCUGAUUAAUGGGAUACUAGUAUGUGCUUGGCCAUCCCUGUGGUUGUAAACCAGCUCGUGUAAACGCUCCACUGCUGGCAGCAGCUGUACGUAUAUGCGGUAUGUGCGUGUCUGUCUACUUUUUUGACGCUGGGUUAUAUGUGGUGCUUUUCUUGCCAUCUCUUUUUUCACCUUCUCUGUGUGGUAUACAUAACUAGCAUUCGAUUUUCUAUGUAUGAGAUAUGGAGUACGUGUUCAUGCACAAUGUACAGUACGGGACUUGCAUGAUUAGACUUUUUUUUAAUUACUUGCUUUUUCUAUUUUCUGCUGCCCAUCUGAGAAUGCAUUCUUUUUCUACCAUUCCUGACAGUUAUGCACCAUUUGCCAGCAUUUUCAAUUCAGCACCUCGUUUCGUACGUGACAUGCUA